UGCGUCCCAUCAAAACAGGAAGUUUUUAGAGUUUACAUGCUAGCUAACUCGCUCCUGGGGUACGUGCGCGGAAUUUGUUUCCACAAAAGUUUGAAUUGUAUGAAGUAUCUGUCAGCGCCACCGACAACAGAUAAUUUGCUCAGGAGCAGUUAUGAAUGACGGUGUUUAUCGGCUUCCGUCAGCGUUAUUUAAAGGGGCAAUGCCUGUGAGAGUUAGCAGAGUAGUUAGCUUGUAAGCUAACGUUAGCUUGGUCACGAACCGCAUUAACAUCUGUUUCUUUAUGGUUAGCUGCUGGGUUUGGCAUUAAGCAGCAGCGCUGUCUGUAGUUCCUGGUGCCAGCUUUUCGUGUCUAACCCUCCGUUUAGCUAAUCAGACAGCACCGUAACAUGACGUUAUGGAGGAGCGAAAGCUGAAGAGAAAGAGUCCCAGGACAUCCACCAACACCCCUGCGCCGGCUGCAAGCUCUGGCCAGAGAACCAGCACUUACACGACAGGACGAAACGUCGGCUACAGCCACAACACGGGGACUCACUCCAGCCAAAAGAGCAAGAGCAGGAGGGGUGUCAGAGAUAAAUCCAGACAUCAUCUGGGUUUGGGUAAUAAAGCUAAUCAGAGCCAAGGUCAGGCAGCACCCAUUAUCCAGCACUCGUUUCUGACUGAUGUUUCAGAUGUACAGGAGAUGGAGAAUGGCCUUCUCAGUCUCCUCAAUGACUUCCACUCAGGGAAACUUCAAGCAUUUGGUAACGAGUGCUCCAUUGACCAGAUGGAGCAUGUGAGAGAGAUGCAGGAAAAGUUGGCCCGUUUGCACUUUGACCUCUAUGGUGAGGUGGAUGAAAUGCCGGAAGACCAGAGGAAAAUGGCCUGUGACACCAACAUGGAUAAAUUACUUCUUAAUCUUGAGGAGCUGAGUUCUUCUAUUCAGAAACUGAACUUAGCUGACUCCCAGGAGAUCCCAAGGACUGCCAGCAUGUGAUUUUCUCCUCUCAACCCCAUCUGACCCGCUUUGUUUUACGCCGCCUGGAGCGACUGCGACGGACGAGGUGGAGUUGAAGCAAGCUUGAGACACUUGUUCUUAAGUAUUAUGGCAGAGGCGGCAACAAAGCUGUUCACCAGCAUUCCCUGCUAGCACAGGGCAGAUGGAUGUGUUGUAAGAUGUUCCAACAGGGAUGCACUGGAAGCCUUUUUCACUAAUGUCAAUUAGAAGACUAAUGUUAUCCUAAUGAACAGCAAGAGGACAAUAAUGAGCAGUGAGAUAUGAUUGAAUUUCACCACCUCCUCUGACAAAUCGUCCAGUACGCUCUGUUACAGUCACACUUAUUUAGAGAGAGCUUUAAGAUCUAUGAGAUAUGUUAUACUUAACAUGUUGGCAGUGGUGCAUCCCUGUCACGGCUCAGUUAAAAUCAAGUUGUGAUCACUAGAUUCCAAACGGUCUAGAUUUGCAAUAUGUUGCUAACCAAAGUGAUCUUGAUUUAAGGCACUCACUUUAGUCCUGUUUGGUGUUUGUUUAUGGGCUUUGCUAAAAGUGACCCGAGUCAGGUACACACAAACUCAUUCUGUUGCACUUUGUCGUAUCAGUUGGCACAGGUGAGCUUGUGCAACGUUCAUUCGAUGCAAAUCUUUAAACACAAGCUUAGAUCAGACAAUAAAACCCUGAAAAAUAUUCCAUGAAUAUUGGAUGAAAUUCAUUAAAUUGGCCCCAAAAUAACCUUUGAACUCACGGUAUGUUAUGGGUUUUUAGGGACAGAAAGGAUCAGUGAUCCCAGUUUGUGAUAUUGGUGUAUAAUUUCCUGCUGAAUGUGAGUGGCCUGAUCUCGCCUCCCAACACCUUGCUCGGAGUUGAAUAUAUUUGCACAUAUUCACGCCACGUGCACAACAAACGGCACAUUUUCACCAGUGUGUUGCUUUGGACACUGGAAGAGAACAAUCCAAAUGUUGAUGUCACAUCCAUGCCUUAAUUUUUAUUUAAAUUUAUUUAAUCAUUUUUGCCUUAUUGAUUCUAACCUUUUAAUUGCAUAAAACAUGUUACUUUUCAGGUUUGAAAUCUGUGUGGAGAUAAUCAUUUAAUGCUGCUUUGAUAGCAAAUCUUUAUUCUGUCACUUCUUAUUUUAACAAGAGUUGUUGGGGGAUGAGGGAUUAUUUGAAAGCGUUUUAACUGUCUGGUGAUUUUAUUUUUUUAUUGAUUUAAUAAAUGUGUUGUCUGAA
This is a messenger RNA of Scatophagus argus, 2202 nucleotides long. RefSeq names its product coiled-coil domain containing 28A (gene ccdc28a). The transcript has 5 exons. The coding region runs from base 395 to 973 and encodes 192 amino acids. Lineage: Eukaryota; Metazoa; Chordata; Actinopteri; Scatophagidae. The record is from RefSeq and is a predicted model, not a curated record.